Messenger RNA from Nilaparvata lugens (brown planthopper), 2433 nucleotides. Its product is annotated as zinc finger CCCH domain-containing protein 18. The coding region runs from base 186 to 2105 and encodes 639 amino acids. Lineage: Eukaryota; Metazoa; Arthropoda; Insecta; Hemiptera; Delphacidae. The transcript has 10 exons. The record is from RefSeq and is a predicted model, not a curated record.
GAAAACUAGAGGCAGUUGAAUCAUAUGACAGCCAAACAACAACCUGGGCUCACUCUGAUAGACAAAUUUGAGUUUGAUGAACAUGUAGGUUGAAAUUGUGCUUAUAACUUGAUCAAGUGGCAUAGUUUUUGUCCAAAAUUUGGAAGUUUGUUUAGUAAUUUAUUAGAGAAAAUUGAUACAUCAAGAUGUGCUGGAUAUUUCUAUUUCCAGUUGCUGUAAUAUCCAUGAUUGUUCUUCUCAUGUAUGAAAAUGACAGACAUACAUUGAAGAGAAACAUGGCAAGAGGUAGAUGCGGUUUACCAGGAAUGCCUAAUAAGAAGUUUUUCCAGAAAGAUGGAACAAACGAAUGUGAGGAAGACCAAGAAAAGGAGCCUUUCGAGAAAGAAAUGAAGGUUUUAAAAACGGAUAUUAACGACCACAGAAAACAAAUUGAGGAUACAAAGGAGCGUGUUAUCAAUGCUGACAAACAACUCCUAACGAUAGACGUUACAGCUACUGGGAUGAAGAAGAAAUACGAUAUGAUAAUGCAUCUAUUGAAAGAAGAUAUACUGGAUGCAGAAGAAGAGUACCAGCUAUUGAAUAAAAAAAUGGCAUCAGCAAAUGAACUAAGGCAAAAGUUUUACUCGCUGGAGAAUGAGUGCGAGGGUAUGAACAAUCCAAACAAUCCAUCGGCAAAUUGCAAUGAAGAUUCAUUUUCGAGGCGAUCAUCAAGUAUCGGGAAGCCUAAACAGCAACCCAGAAAACGAAUAAGCUCCUGCUGUGCUCAAUCAUCCUACAGCAUUGAUCAAAGAUCACAGAAGUCAGACAACUCUUCAGAUUCUGAAAUGGUUCCUUAUGAGAUGACUCCUUCUCUCAAUUCACAUGGGAAUAGAUCUUCUGGGAUGAAGCCUUCUUAUUCUUCUUUAGGAGGAGAGAAUCCUUUCAAAACGACAGGAAGUUAUUCAUCGUUUAGUAAGCCAGGGAUGGUUUCUUCGUAUAACGCACCUGGAAUGAGUAGGUCUAGUAAUGCACCACCAGAUCCCUGCGACAAGUAUCCACGACCACCAUGUUGUCCACCCCCCAAACCAGCUCCCCCUCCCCCACCACCCCCCAAUCCAUGUCAUCCGCCAAUCAAAAGGCCCCGCAGAAAAGACGGCUGCGACCGCCCCGGAGUUCCCUUCUGCUGCAAAUACCCCGCCGCCCCCGACUACGGAUUUCCGCCGCAAAAAUGCCCCGACUCGCACACAAACAUGUACCAGCCGUCACUGGACUCAAUCUCAAAAGGCUCCCUGAGUUCGUCUCUUGCCGUACGUAAAACGUCGACGUCUGUUCGGAAUUCGAAUUCAUCAGCAGUGGUGAAUAGAGGUGGGAGAAAUUCGUCGUCACUCUCGAAAAAUCAAGUCAUUACAACACCUAACGAUACCUCAUCAAGAAAAUCAAAAUCCGGAUCUCAAACUUCCGGUUUAAACAGAUCCGGUUCCCCCCUGAGAAGCUCUUGUUGUUCCGGUAGAGCUGCAUCCCCUCAAAGAGGUACAACUGGUAGCAGUAUGGAUUAUGGGAGAGUUGGUCAGCCUGGUUCUUCGUGUUGUUCAGGGAGUGUUGGUAAGCCUGAUCCGUGUGCACCUCCGCCCCCUCCCACCUACUGCCCGGGAAGAUUUGCCUGUGCCUGUUGUAAAUGUGAGCCGCCUCCUGUACCUGUUCCUAGGUGUCCUCCUUCCAAGCUCGUCAAAAUGCCACCUUAUUCCACGUUUUUCGAUGAGCGAAUGCCGGUGAAACCUUGCGUACCGGAGAAGGAUUCAGAAACAAUUGGAGACAAUGGAAGUGACAACAUUUCCUACGACACACAAGAAAUUAAUGAAGACGAUAAAUGCACGUUCCCGCCCAAGUGUUGCAGAACUGUCUAUGAGGAUUUCGUUAAGAAGAGGAACGUUACUGAGCCACCAAAAGUGAAGCUGCCAAUGAUCAUAGAUCCUUGCGACCCCUGUGCUGAAAUUCCACGAGAAAUAAGUCCUUUCGAAGAUGUGGUGAAUAUUUCUCACACUUGUGGCACUCAAACCAACGAAGACCAAAAAGACGAGAAAUGCUGUUCAAAUUAUCCAUUGCGGAAAUCGAGGAUAAUUCCUUGAAAAAUGAUUGGCAUGGAAAAAUUGACUUUGAAGCACUUGGAAAUUAAUUGUUUACAGGACGGAAAAUAAUCUAAAAUUAAGAUUAUAUUACUAUUGAAAAUUAUUCAUUUUUGCCAGAGCUGGACAGUGGACAGCUCUUAACUGGCUAUUAGAAGCUACAUCAGAAAAUUACAGUUUUCUAAAUGAAUUGAGACUUCGGGCUGUAAAUUCAUGUGUAAAAUACUUGGAAACCGCAUGAUAUAGACACCAUAUUGACCUAAACGAUAGAAUCUAACAAUAAUUGGAUUUUUUCGAUCUUUAAUAAAUUUAUCGAAUGCUUAAUUUUGUA